Babjeviella inositovora NRRL Y-12698 is the source of this 1890-nucleotide messenger RNA. RefSeq names its product amino acid transporter. Gene Ontology annotation, biological process: regulation of intracellular pH. Lineage: Eukaryota; Fungi; Ascomycota; Pichiomycetes; Serinales. Bases 479 to 1738 code for a protein of 419 amino acids. The record is from RefSeq and is a predicted model, not a curated record. The transcript has a single exon. Gene Ontology annotation, cellular component: membrane; vacuole.
GUUGAAAUUGAGCUUGGAUCCUUUGAGAAUCAUGAAUCCCGACAAGAUUUUCAAGAUUGACCCCGAAGACCAUGAGCACUAGUUGGUAUGAGGCCGUUAGCUGUUGAAAGUCUCAGGGAGCUGAGAAUACUCUAUAGUCUGUACCUUGUGUCUUUUUCAUCAAAAAAAUUAAAAUAUGAGUUGAUAAGUGUAAUUUUGCCUUCGCGUCUCGGAAAUCUCGCAGCUGUGCCGGUCUCAUGCAUAACGUGCCAGAUAAAUACUACGCGUUUUCGCGGGGCACGCGUCACGUGGGACGAGGCUUAUGUAGCCUUUGUAUACUUCGGGGAGAUAAGCUGGCCACGCACGGUGCAAUCCUACGGUCAAACGUUGAUACUCACAUACCAAAACAAAAAAAACAACGCCCAUAGUCCUUAUUCAUACCAGAACCAAAGCUGAACUCUCAUUCCAAGACACCAACAGUGACCAGCUACGCACCCCUAUGGUGCUCACAACGACUGACAAGCGAGUCUUUGGCGCCUUCUGGCUAUUUGGACUCGUGAAUAACGUGCUAUAUGUGGUUAUCUUGUCUGCGGCAAUUGACUUGGUAGGGGUUUUUGUUCCCAAGGCGACGGUGCUUCUUGCCGAUGUGCUACCGUCCUUCAUCGUGAAGUGCCUCGCUCCGUUCGUUAUCCACCUCGUGCCGUAUAACUAUCGAAUUUUUAUGUUGAUUGGAUUGAGCUUCACCGGUAUGCUUACUAUCAGUUUUUCCGCCUCCACCUCCUGGAAGCUCUUUGGGAUAGUGUUGGCCUCCAUUUCGUCGGGAGUCGGGGAGUUGACGUUUUUACAAUUGACCCAUUACUAUAGCGAAAUGUCUCUUGAAGGCUUCAGUUCUGGUACUGGUGGUGCCGGGCUUGCUGGCAGCUUCCUCUACUUGUUGCUCACAACAUGGCUAACCCUCAGCGUGAGGACAAGCUUACUUCUUUUCAGCCUUGCUCCCUUCAGCUUUUUGGCUUCCUACUUCUGGUUGUUACCGCACAUGGAACAGGGGUUCCAUCCAAUUGAUCAGAGUGAACUCCCUGGCGAGGAUUCCAAUGUUGUUUCGGGAUACCAUGAUUCUGGCAUCCUAGGGACUGACUUUGGAUACCGCGCACCUCAGCUUCUGGCUAACAAAGUCCAAGAGGCUUUUGGCCUUAUAUUGAGCCACUCACAGUCCACCCUUAUCAGGGCAAAGCCAUUGAUCGUUCCGUUUAUGGCUCCUUUAUUCACAGUGUACAUCUCGGAGUAUAUUAUCAACCAAGGGGUAACUCCCACGCUUCUCUUUCCCAUCGCUGAGAUGCCCAUGUUUACCAAGUACAGGGAUGCAUAUGUCACCUAUGGGACCUUGUACCAACUCGGGGUUUUUAUUUCUCGCUCCUCCUCCUCCUUCGUGCGGAUAAGAAGGCUAUAUAUCCCAUCCUUGUUGCAAUUUUUAAAUUUGGUCAUCUGCCUUUUCCAGUCCCUCUUCAUGUUCAUCCCGAAUGUGUAUAUCUUGAUGGUGCUAAUGUUCUACGAGGGUUUGCUCGGUGGAGCUGCGUAUGUCAAUACUUUUAAGUUAGUGAGCGAAACAGUCUCAUUGGAAGAUCGAGAGUUCGCAAUGGGGACUGUUGGUGUCAGUGACUCUGCAGGGAUUGUCCUAGCUGCAUGUUUUAGCAUGUGGCUAGAACCGAGUUUAUGCGGAUAUCAGGUUGGUAAAGGAAGAGAUUGGUGCCAGUUACCGUGAUACGAUACAAGUCGUAUCUUUACGUACUAUACAAGUGUGGAGAGUAAUGAUCUUUUGGUAGGUCUCUUUCCAUUGGCGUUUAGUUAAACCGUUUAUGUAAGUGAUAUUUGGUAAACAUUCGAAUGUGAUACGUUUAGAUAACUCGGAUAUAG